UUUUUUUUUACUUUUUAAAUAAUGUCCUUUCCACCACCUAUUCACUCACCUAUCAAUGGAAAAAGAAUAUAUGAAACUUACCUAGAUAGUGCGAGGUGGACAGUAGAUAAUACCGAAAGUAGAUACCAACGUUUAUUAGACACUCCAGGAAGAAGAAGUAUUCUCAAGGCACAUACACCACUUAGAUAUAAUUCACCAUUAUUUCAACACGAACAAGAGUAAGUUCAUCUUUAUCUUUGUAUCUUCUUAUCAUUAUUUGCUAGAAAGAGACGUGAACGACUAGAAGAAAAAAAAAGAGUAAGCUUUGCACCUGAUGCUCACUUAAGAGUAUUUAGAGAAGAUUCACCUGAUAUCAACACUCGUAAUGUACCCAACAUCAUUGAAGAAACAGAGCCUUCCAUGUUAAUGAGUGACGUGUUUGGUUCUUCUCCUUUAUUCAACCACCAAGAUACCAAAAGCCCUGUUUCGAGAAUUAUAGGAUCACCUUUGGAUCAAAGAAAAAGACGACCUGAUUUAUUUGGAAGUCCACCUAGUAGCACAAGAAGUAUUCGACAAAGAACAGGUGGCCAUCCACCAAGUUUGUUGCAGAGGAUGUAUGAAGAUGAUCAUGAAGACGAGACGAAUGUGACAGUCAGUAAUCAAGGUGAAUCUGAUUUAAUGCAGUAUCUCGGUCUUCAACAUCAACAAGUGUCACGUGGUUUGUUUGAUGAAGAGGAAGAAGAGGAAGAGGAGGAACAAAACAAGCUAGAAAAACCCUCUCAGGAAGACAUGACAACAGAUAGUAUGAUGAUCACUCAAGUCAUUAAACCCCCUAAAGUAGAAAAAAGAGCCUCAGCACCGUCUGAUGAUCAAAUGGAAGUUGUUGAAGAGUAUGAUGUACCACUGGCACCCGAAGGAGACGACGAUUCAAUGCAGAUUACACAAGAAAUAUCGUCCUUUCAUAGAGAACCCAGCAUCACAUUCAGCCCACUUCGCCCAUCUUUACCACAAGACUCUCCAUCUGCAUCGCCUAUGCGUUCACGGUCAUCUUCAAUCUCUUACAGCCCUUUCCGUCCGCCCUCCAUUUCCAAUCAUUCACUUCGUUCACAAUCCAUGCCAUACAGCCCACUUCGUCCUUCAUCCACAGCAUUGACAGCAUCACCAUCCAAGGCCUUUUCAGCCAAAAGCCCCUCAUCUGCAUAUUCUCCUAGCAAAUCGUUUUAUUUACAUGAUAAAUCACCUAGUUUACACUCUAGACGUAGUCUAAGCGUUGAAUCAGACCAUGUCUUUUCUCAUGAUAAUAAUACAAACCUUUUAGAAGAAGAGUUUUCUGGCCUUUACGAUUCAUCUAUCGACAAUACUGUAGUAGACACAAACAUUAGCUUGCUAGAUUUUCUUAGAUACGUCGGCAUUGAUUUUCCAGAGCCUGUGGUUCCAAAACUAUCUAUACGUGAAACUGAUUUUGAUGCAGAUGACAAAAGUACAUCUGAAGCGCAACAAGCUAUUGCAUAUACAUGUAUAUUACCGCAACUUGAAUUUUUUGAAUCGGCAAUUGUUCAGAUCAACAGUCUAAUUGAACGAUCCAAAGAAAAGAUUGAAGGCAUUGAACAAGAUAUCAAUCAAGCCAAUCCUCAAUUCUUUUCGGAAUUUAGAGAAGGCAGUGUAGAACUCCGGUUAACAAUGGAGCGUCGAUUUGAAAAGCUUAAAGAAUAUGCUCGUUUAAAAGCCACAAUUGCAUGGCUGGAAUGGUUUUCCAAUACAUGGACGCCACUGAUAGAUACACUUGAAGAGCAUCGUAAUAGCUUAGAAAAAGACCAGGAAUCGAUACGUCAAUUUGAAGACAUAAUUCGAGAAAGAGUGGCAGAUAUUGGUGCUUAUCAUACGGAAUUGUUACGAGUAUUGAAGGAAUUACAGGAAAAAGAGAUUAAGCAUAAUUCGCUGGACAGUAAACGAUUAAAAAAACUACAAGAAGAGAUUGAACAACAGCGCAAUACAAUGCAAAGUUACGAGAAACAAAUUGCGACGCUUGAAAGUGAAGAACAUGAGCUUGAGGAAAAGACAGUAUCACUAAAUGAACAAAAGCAAUAUUUACUUGAGUCUAUCGAAAACUCAAACGUUACGUUGCGUGAACAUCCUUAUGUGACAGAAAAAGAAUUUGUGGCUGCUGCUGACACAUACAAUCGAUGUAUAGAAAUUCAUGAUUACCAAUUAGAACAACAUAAUGAUCGCAUCAUGCAGUUCAGUAUGAGUGGUGGAAUCCAUAUCACUUGUGAUCGCAUACAAUUACAAAAUAGAGGCGAAAAGGCCGUCUUGAUUCAAUUGCUGGACAGUCGAGAACGAGAAUUAGGUCCUUUGGCCGAACUUGUGCAUGGUCUCAAAAUAGUUGUUCGAAACAAAUGGGACAUCAAUGAGAUCACACAAGAUAUUGCUAUAUACUGGAAUCGAGUAGGAAUGAUGCAAUAUGAACUAAAAGAGCUGCAACGAAGGUUUUGGGUCAAGAUAGAAGCAUUAGAGUUUGCUAGCCUAGUGGAUGAUUCAGGCUUUUCUUGUGAGAUUUGCAUGACGAGUUUUAUAGGAAAAGCAAAGUUUACAGUCGCAUUUCAAGUCAAACCAAAAGACGUGCUUAAUUAUCCUGCACUGGAUUUAAAUACAUUGGAAGUCAAAUUACAUUAUGGCGAUAUUACUCAGGAAGGACUAGAGUCUUCUUUAACAAAAGCUAUAGGUGAAACAGGCUUUACAAGUUUAGUUGAUACACUUAGAGACAUUCUUGAUCAAAUUUCAAUACCCAAAAAAUAAAAUAUAAAAGACCAGACCAAACUGCUCUUGUUGUUGGUGGUAUCAACUUGUA
Molecule: messenger RNA, 2827 nt
Organism: Gilbertella persicaria
Lineage: Eukaryota; Fungi; Mucoromycota; Mucoromycetes; Mucorales; Choanephoraceae
Product: Spc7 kinetochore protein-domain-containing protein
Exons: 11
Coding region: 400-2775 (791 amino acids)
Biological process (GO): protein localization to kinetochore; mitotic spindle assembly checkpoint signaling; mitotic sister chromatid biorientation
Source: RefSeq, a predicted model, not a curated record